CCGCGCUCUUGUGAAGUCACGUGAUAAAGUUGUAUCGUCUUCAUGAUUGCUAUUUGAAAAUCUUGUGAUGUUUCGCCCAAGGAGCCACUUUUUGUGGAUUUUCCGGUAGAACACAGUUUUCUCUACAACAAAGCUGGUACGGGUAGCCCUAUCCCGAAAUUUCGAAACGACAGGAAUUACCCAAAUAACAUUUGAAAAUACCAAAAUGGCUGUGACCUGAAACUUAUAGCAGUGACCGGGAAUUAGAGGCAACCGGGAAUUAGAGAUGACCAGGAAUGAGAGACGACCGGGAAUUAAAGACGACUGGGAAUGACUGGGAAUUAGAGACGACCGGGAAUUAGAGACGACUGGGAAUCGUAUUCACUGUUCCUUGUGUAUCAAUAAAGAGUGGACUGAUGGAGCAAAGAUAGAGUUUAUGUGGUUAUGACCCAGACCGCCCACAUCAUGGACACAGCAAGCUCCCAAUACAUCACAGCAAGCUCCCCAUACGGAGUAAAUCAGUGUUCUAAGUGUCCGGGGGACACAGCGUACUAUUGUGUAUCGUGUCCAUGUGAUCUGUGUCCCCAGUGUAAAGAGAACCAUGUAAAAGAUCUCCAAACAAUAGACCAUAAUGUUGUGUCACACCGUGAUAAAAUCAACUACAUCCCAACACAAGAGGUCUGUGUGAGACAUCCUCGCCAUGUUUAUACAAAGUACUGUGAACCUUGUCAAGUUCCUGCCUGUAAUAAUUGCCAAACACAUAGAAAACACACUCAGAUAGAUGUUACAACAGCCUAUAAAACAAAGCGACAACAACACAGAGGAACCAUUCACACCAUCAGAAGUGAGGCUCUCUUUUACAGACCUGUUCUCCUGCCACGAAUCAAAACUGAUUUCAAAACAUGUUACACAGAAUUCUCCCUCCUUCAAUCAGAGAUGUUAACAAAGGCCCAGAACCUGAAGGAACUCAUUGACUAUGUGGUAUAUGAUCUAUUGAACAAUGUGUUAUGUUACUUUGAUUUCAAACACAGAUGUAAAAAACAAAAGAUAAAAAUGAUCAGACAUAUUGUCAGACUAAGGAGAUAUGAACACAGAUAUGUACAGCCAGCAUUCACAUUCAGUGCGCUACAAUUCCUCUCCUUCACAAAGACAGCCCUCCCCCAGAUACAUCUUACACUCCACACCAGCCAGCUCUCCAUGACUGAGUCACUCAACAAGGAGGAUGUGAUGGAGUCACUGAGUGCAAUCCAAAUCACAGAGAGAGGAAACCGACGCGUAGGAAACCAGUGUCUGCUGAAACUGACGUCUGGUGCUGAGCUCCAUCAAUCUCUCACAGUGACAGGUGUUGAUCGUUGUUAUCACAUUUCCUGUGUGACAUCAGACCGGGUCUGGGUCAGUGAUCUAAACAAUCUCAUGUUGACAGACACAACAGGUGUCCCUCUACAUCGUGUGGAGGAUUCAUGUAGUGGUUUUGGAAUACACACAGUGAACAGUGAGAGUGAACUGAUUUAUAUAGAUAGGAAUUAUAACAUCAACAAACUGUCAAAGGAUAUGAAAACAACCACCACAUUUAUAGAGAGAACAGACUCUACAUGGGGACCAGGGUGUGUGUACUGGUCCCCGUCCACUCGGGAUCUACUGGUCGGGAUGUAUAACUAUGAUACAAAGACAGGCAAGGUAACCCGGUACAACCAGAGUGGACAACUCACACAAACCAUACAGUACCACAACACAGGACGGGGACUGUAUAGUAUACCUAUCUAUAUAACAGAGAACAACAAUGGGGAUGUCGUGGUGUCUGACUGUGUUGGUUUGUCUGAUGCUGUAGUGGUGACAGAGCGUGGAGGAAGACAUCGUUUCUCCUACACAGGACAUCCAUCAGGAUCACGACUAGAGCCAUUAGGAAUCUGUACUGACGCGCUGUCACACAUCCUGGUGUGUGAUGAUAAAACCAAAACAGUACAGAUGAUAAAUAAGGACGGUCAGUUCCUGUCACAUCUACUGACAGAAUCACAAGAGAUGGGUGAACCACGGGGCCUGAGUUAUGAUGUCAACACUCACCGUCUCUGGGUCGGAUCAUGGAACAACAACAAGGUGUGUGUCUACAGGUAUAUCACCAGACAGGACGCUCUGACAGAUGAACACAGACCGCGUCCUGAUGGAGACACCCGAUACAGGACACCUCAUCACAACACAACUCAUCAACUAAACGAAAAUGAACACACACCCCGUCCUGAUGGGGACCCCAUGUCCAGCUCAACACCAGCCGUAUAAUGGAGAUAGCUGGGAUAUUGACAGACAAGCUGCUUUUUCAAACUCCUUGAGGUGGAGACAGUACAGAACCUGCUCAGAUAAUCCAUAAUUCUGAUUGUCACUGAUAUCGACACAAAUUGUAUAAAAAUAGUUUGUUGUAAAAAUAAGGCGUCAUCAAUGGACUCCGUUUCUGUGUACAUAAAUAAUGCGUCCGUUUCUGUGUACGGGAACUUUACAUAAAGAAAGCGUCAUCAAUGAACUCGUUCUGUGUACAUGAUCUCUAGAGAUAUAUCGCGUCAUCAAUGGACUCUGCUUUCUGUGAACAUGAACUCUAGAGAUAUAUCGCGUCAUCAAUGGACUCUGCUUUCUGUGAACAUGAACUCUAGAGAUAUAUCGCGUCAUCAAUGGACUCUGCUUUCUGUGAACAUGAACUCUAGAGAUAUAUCGCGUCAUCAAUGGACUCUGUGUUCUGUGUACGUAAACUCUAGAGAUAUACCGAGUCAUCAAUGGACUCUGUGUUCUGUGUACGUAAACUCUUGAGAUAUACCGCGUCAUCAAUUGACUCUGCGAUCUGUGUACGUAAACUCUAGAGUUAUAUUGCAUCAUCAAUGGACUCUGCGUUCUGUGUACGUAAACUCUAGAGAUAUAUUGCAUCAUCAAUGGACUCUGCGUUCCGUGUACGUAAACUCUAGAGUUAAAUCGCGUCAUCAAUGGACUCUGCAUUCUCCAACGUGAACUCUACAGUAAUUGUUAUUGAUUUGCUAAGUUUACAGUAUGUGUAUGUUUUAUAUGAUAUGCUCCUGAAAUAUUGUCGCUUAGAAUGGUGGCUAAUGUGUGCUGAUUCAUUUUUUCAGUUUUGAUUUGCAGACAAGAAAUUGAUUAAACACAUUUAAAGGGGAAUAACUCAAAUUUGUAUUCUUUUAUUUGAAAUGAAAAAGCAGUUAUCCCCCUUCUAGUAAUGUUUUCUAGAAUUAUCUGUAUUUUAUGUUGUUGAUCCCUGACAUUUUUUUUUGUAGGAGAGUUUAUUGAAUAUCAGUCAAUGUUUUAUUACAAAAUGCCAUGAUAAGUGUAAUUGGGGAUUUGGGAGAAGGGGGAUUCAAAGUGGACCAUACCCAAAGGUUGUUUUUAUAAAGUUUGAACAAAAACAAUGGCAACGUGUAAAUAGCUGACUUUAAUGUGUAUUAUAUAUUGUACGGCUGAACCAUGUCUUAGAUAUCCUAAACCCUUUAAUACCUGCAAUGUUAUGACAAGUUACAUUAUUAUAUAGUGGGAUAAGGCAAAUGUUAUGUAGAACAUGCUGUUAACACUCUGAUACAACUGUUUGUAUGGGGUUUAUGAUGCAUUUUGUAAAAAUAUACCUAGGUAUAUGUAUAUUAUUGGUGGAUUUAGCACAUUUCUCCGACAUAAAAACUGAGUUAUAAUGAUCAGGUAGAUAGAAAAUUCAUGUUUAUGUAAAUAGUUUUUGAGGAAUAUUUUGACCGACUUUAAGGUGGUAUGGGACACUUCCAUGUUGUGACGUAUUGUUUAUCAAAAUAAACAAUAAAAUGAAUUAUAAUUAUAUAAGUUGUUUCUUUCCCAAUAUUGUCAACUAACAGCAUAGCGCAGUGGGUUAGAUCUGUAAGUCAUGAGUUCGAAUCCCGCUCGGGGUUUUACAAUUUUUACCUCUCCAAAUAUUUUUAUGUGUUUUUGGGGGGGUUAAAUAUUGUAAAAUUUGAAAAUUCUACACUGGUGAAAGUAUUUCAAUUAUAAUGUACCUUAAUCUACAUUAAUAUCGACAGAUGUCCCAUACCACCUUAAGCAGAAUGGUGGAUUUAGCACAUUUCUCUCAUAUAAAAAACUUGGCUUUGUUGAAUAGAUAGAUAAACAACUUGUGUUUCUGUUUAAUAUUUCAUAUAUAUUUAAAUAGUUUUAAAGGAAUAUUGUGCUUAUGUUCAAGUGCUAAUAUUCAUAUUUUGAGACAUUUACAGUGUUUGUUUAAUGUUUAUGCAUACCAUUAAUUACAUAAUUCAUAUACAAAUGAUUUUUUGGGGAGUAUUAUCAAGCUGUAGAUAAAACUCAAUAAAAGGGACAUUUCUUUAUA
Messenger RNA from Magallana angulata, 4312 nucleotides. RefSeq lists its product as uncharacterized. The record is from RefSeq and is a predicted model, not a curated record. Gene Ontology annotation, cellular component: chromatin; nucleoplasm. Gene Ontology annotation, molecular function: ubiquitin-protein transferase activity; zinc ion binding. The transcript is spliced from 8 exons. Gene Ontology annotation, biological process: positive regulation of DNA-templated transcription. NCBI's taxonomy places the organism in Eukaryota, Metazoa, Mollusca, Bivalvia, Ostreida, Ostreidae. The coding region runs from base 424 to 2253 and encodes 609 amino acids.